Rhagoletis pomonella (apple maggot) is the source of this 951-nucleotide messenger RNA. Its product is annotated as prolyl 4-hydroxylase subunit alpha-2-like. Gene Ontology annotation, cellular component: endoplasmic reticulum. The record is from RefSeq and is a predicted model, not a curated record. The transcript has 6 exons. Gene Ontology annotation, molecular function: protein binding; procollagen-proline 4-dioxygenase activity. The annotation marks the transcript as partial. Lineage: Eukaryota; Metazoa; Arthropoda; Insecta; Diptera; Tephritidae.
AUGUCUAAAAUAAGAUGGAAAAUACACACCCUUCUGCUUAUCACCGCCUUCCUGCUGUCCGCAUGUCACGCCCAAAUCGAUUAUUUCUCAUCUAUGUCCGGCUUGGAAAAUCUACUAAGAACUGAGGAAUAUUUAUUACAGAGCUUCCGGGAAUAUGUGCGAGCGAGUAAGCAUCAAUUGCAGACCCUUGAGAGUGAAUUGCAUCGCAUUGAAAUGGAAUAUGCGCAGGCAUCACGCAAUACUGAAAAUUAUUUAACCAAUCCUGUGAAUGUCUAUCGGCUAAUGAAACGUCUAACCAACGACUGGACAAUAUAUGAAGAGCGCGUGCAAACCGAUGAGGCGGCAAAGACAUUCCUGCGGCAAAUGGCUGAGUACCGAGAAACAUUAAGUUUUCCCAGUGAAGAGGACUUCAAGGCGUCCGCAGCUGCUUUGGCCCGAUUACAGGAAACCUAUCAUCUGGAUACAGAACAAAUAGCUGGAGGUUUCUUAAAUGGUGUUAAGUACGGAACUAGCAUGACAUGGCAAGAUUGCUUUGUGUUAGGCAAACAAUUGUUCCAUUUAGAGGAGUAUAAUCACACAAAAAUGUGGCUGAAAGAAUCCAUGCAACGGCUUUAUCGCGAACCAUACUACAAAGAUCCACACACAUUCGAAUACGUGGAGGAUGUGGCGAAGAAUCUGCUCAGUUUAGGUGACUUGGAGACAGCACUGAAACUCUCCGACGAUAUCUUGAGGCUAGAUCCCACUCGGCAAACUGCAUCAUAUGUAAAAAACACUAUACUUAGUCCGAUCGCUGAGCUAAAGCCAACGCUGACCACAAAUCCCUCUUUCUACCAUCAAACUGAGGAAUUUGAAACCUACAAGAAAGUAUGUCGCGGUGAAAUCACUCCCACACCCGCGCAAUUACGCCCACUUCGGUGUCGCUACGAAAGCAAUAAUCAUCCUUAUCGUCUU